UUCUUUUCCCUCGUCUUAUUUUCGCCGCCGCCGAUGUAUUUCCGCAACGUUCAGUUGCGAUCUUCUUUUGUCCGUGACCAUUUUGAUCUCCACAUCGUAGGAAAGAUCUUUAAGAUCGUCACCAUCCGCCGAUAAAGAUCCGCAUUUAUACAGCAGGUACCGCCCAGUCCCUGUAUAAAUCGACGCAGCGCGCGACCGCACACACCAGAGCUGAGAGCUGACAGUUGAGUUUUUCGUUUGGUUGAUCCAAGAAAAAGCCGCCGCCACCACCAACACCAACAGCCAUGGCCGAAAUGGAGGAUACCCACUUCGAGGCCGGAGACUCCGGUGCGUCCGCCACCUUCCCGAUGCAGUGCUCGGCGCUGCGCAAAAAUGGUCACGUCAUGCUGAAGGGACGUCCGUGCAAGAUCGUCGAAAUGUCCACCUCCAAGACCGGCAAGCACGGCCACGCCAAGGUCCACAUGGUCGGCAUCGACAUCUUCUCCGGCAAAAAAUACGAAGAUAUUUGCCCAUCCACUCAUAACAUGGACGUACCCCACGUUAAGCGCGAAGACUACCAGCUCACCGACAUCGAUGAUGGCUUUCUGGUUCUGCUGAAUGACAACGGCGAUUUGCGUGAAGAUCUUAAGAUUCCCGACGGUGACCUGGGAACCCAGCUGCGCGCGGAAUACGACGCCGGCAAGGAAUUAGUUUGUACCGUUCUUAAAUCAUGCGGCGAAGAAACUGUGAUUGCCAUCAAGAACAACACUGCUGCUGAUAAAAACUAAUACCUCGCCCGUUGCUUAUUGAAACAUCCCGCGAAUCACACCCACACACAGCAGAAAGAAAAAAGAACAAGAAAUUAAUAAUAAAAAAAAAGUUCAGCAACCCCAACAAACCAACAAAACCAAUUGAGCUAUUGCAAGUAAAAAAAAUCACAACUCCACAACAAAAAACAAAACCGUACACACACGCAGCAGGCAGGCAGGCAAAUAGGGCAAACCUCCCUUUUCUGUACUGCACACAACAACACACACACACAGUUGCAUCUCUUAGUAUACAGCUAUUAUUACAAAUUAAAGGAAGCAAAACAAAACAUAAUAAAAGAUAAUACUUUCUGGUAAAAGUAAUCAAACUGAGGUGGAGAUCAGAGAGAGAGGGCAAGUGAGAGAAAGAGGGGAGAAAGCGAGACAGACCGAGACAGAGACAGUGUGAGCGAACCGAAAGUGAGAGAGCGAGCGCGCGCUUUAGACAAAAACACACACACAAACAACCAUGCCCCCGGAAGCAUCCAAAAUCGACGACGAACGGACGUAGCACACAGCACACACACACUCACAGCCAAACCCGAAGGCACACAAACUGAAAACAGCACCACGAGAAACAAUCCUCUCUUUCGGCGGGUUUGGGUUCUGUGAGCGCAGAGAGAGAGAGAGAGUUGUUGCCCCCAAUUCUUCUUCUUCUUUUUUUUUUUGGUGGUUGUGCGUUCGUCAUGCAAAAUCGUCAAGCAACCGCGACAAGAACUGGCAAGGAAAACAAAAAAUCGAAAACACACAUUAAUUAUUAUAAUAAAUUUAAAA
Molecule: messenger RNA, 1559 nt
Organism: Culex quinquefasciatus (southern house mosquito)
Lineage: Eukaryota; Metazoa; Arthropoda; Insecta; Diptera; Culicidae
Gene: eEF5
Product: eukaryotic translation initiation factor 5A
Exons: 4
Coding region: 285-767 (160 amino acids)
Biological process (GO): positive regulation of translational termination; positive regulation of translational elongation
Molecular function (GO): translation elongation factor activity; RNA binding; ribosome binding
Source: RefSeq, a predicted model, not a curated record